Molecule: messenger RNA, 552 nt
Organism: Frankliniella occidentalis (western flower thrips)
Lineage: Eukaryota; Metazoa; Arthropoda; Insecta; Thysanoptera; Thripidae
Exons: 3
Coding region: 124-552 (142 amino acids)
Source: RefSeq, a predicted model, not a curated record
GUACCUACACAAAUUUCUAGGAGACGAUUGACCUGAUGGGCUAGUCUGAAUAUGACUUGUCAAAAUGAACAAAUUGUAUUUUAUUUGAAGUGAUAGACAGCAUAUUCUCCUAAACCAAUCAUCAUGACGCGUAAGUGUUAUGUCUGCCAGAAAAAAGACGGUCAAGGCACACACUUUUUCAGUUUACCAAAAGACAUCGAAGUUCAAAACAAAUGGAAACAAUGGAUUUCAAAGAGACUUAAAUGUGAUAUAAAGAGUAUACCAAAGAGCGCAUUAUUGUGCUCAGAUCAUUUUAACCCUGACCACAUAAUGUCAAGGAAAUUGAAAGCUGGCUCUGUGCCAGUAGAGUCAAUUGAUCACACUCAUGAUAGCCCUAGAUCAUCAACUUCAGAUGCAAGGAAAAAACCGCAGUGGAAACCGCAACUACUGAAAGUGACACAACACCAUAGUGUCAGUAGUGUAAUACCACUAAGAACUUCUAGAAAAAGAUUUGAAAAUGCAUCAAGUUCUUCAGCUAUCUCAAGCGAAAACAAUCCAACAACUACCAAGUAA